Molecule: messenger RNA, 4923 nt
Organism: Emys orbicularis (European pond turtle)
Lineage: Eukaryota; Metazoa; Chordata; Testudines; Emydidae
Gene: CEP170B
Product: centrosomal protein 170B
Exons: 18
Coding region: 1-4923 (1640 amino acids)
Molecular function (GO): protein binding
Source: RefSeq, a predicted model, not a curated record
AUGAGUGUGACUUCGUGGUUCCUGGUGAGCAGCACUGGCAUUCGCCACCGGCUCCCUCGGGAGAUGAUAUUUGUUGGCAGAGAUGACUGUGAACUAAUGCUCCAGUCCCGCAGUGUGGAUAAGCAGCAUGCUGUAAUCAACUAUGACAAGGACAAAGAUGAGCACAGGGUGAAGGAUCUUGGGAGCUUAAAUGGGACUUUUGUGAACGACGUCCGGAUUCCUGACCAGAAAUACAUCACACUAAAACUGAACGACGUGAUUCGCUUUGGCUACGAUUCUAACAUGUAUGUCUUGGAACAAAUUCAACACAAAGUACCAGAGGAAGCAUUAAAGCACGAAAAGUAUACUAGCCAACUUCAGAUGAGUUUCAAGGGCACCGUGAUGAAAAGGGUGGAGCAGCCGGUGGAACAUGGUGGUUAUACCGAAUCCCCGCAAGCAAAACUGGAGAGAGGAGAGAAGAAAGCAAUUACAGAGACAGCUCCUUAUCGCACACCCCUGUAUGGUCAGCCUUCAUGGUGGGGAGAAGAUGAUGCAAAUAACAAACUAGAAAGGCAGGAGGACAGAAGGCAAGAAGAACAUUAUUCAGAAAGAACGAAGGAGAUAUCCCAGCAUGAAGGGGAGAUCAAUGGUAAUGUUAUUGCUUAUCGAGACUCCCAGGAACAGUCUGUGUAUGCAUUCAGAAGAGAACCUAGUUAUUUUGAAAUCCCAACGAAGGAAUUCCAACAGCCGGCAAAAUCUCCUGAAACACAGGUCCACGAAAUCCCAACGAAGGACAUCGAUGCCGUGGUGCCACCGGUUGUGCAAAGCCAUGCCUCUUUUACCAUUGAAUUUGACGACUGUACCCCUGGUAAAAUAAAGAUAAAAGAUCAUGUAACUAAGUUUUCACUCAGACAGAGAAGACCUUUCAGUAAGGAUGUGGGUCACACAGAGAUGAUGUCAGCGGAGAGCAAGGUGGCUGAUUGGCUGGUUCAGAAUGACCCAAGUUUGAUGAGAAGGCAGUCUCCAGGAGACGAUGUGUACAGUACAAAGAGUGACCUUCCGGUUCAUGUGAGGACACUGAAAGGUAACAGACAUGAAGAUGGGACGCAGAGUGAUUCUGAAGACCCCGUUGCACCCACAGCAGAAAAGGAGACCACCAGCAAUGACCAUGCAGCUGAACAAGCCAGGCUUCAGCGCCAGAUCAGGCGCGACCCCCACGAAAUGCUGCAUAACCAGCAGGCCUUCGUCAUCGAGUUCUUUGAUGAUGACACGCCUCGUAAAAAGAGGUCACAGUCUUUCACGCACAGCGCACACUCCUCCCAGAGCGACACGGAUCCCGUGCCGAAAACCAAGGUGGAAAAGCGCAAAGCUGCCAUGCCUGCUGAGAAGCUUGGUAGCCCAGUGCCACCUCCUCAUCUGGCUGCCCAGGCAGGCAAGCCGGCCAGCAACUCCUCGGGGACACAGAGAUCCAGCUCCUUUAAGAGAGAGAAGACAGAAGAUCGGAUCAGCUCUUCGUCAUUCUCUGCUUCAAGGCCGUCUGCAAAGAACUACGGCAGCAUUGGGAGGAAGUCUAAAAUUGCUCAGGAUUUUGCUGCUGAGUAUCUAAGGGAGAACUCUCAAGCUGGAAAGCUCAGCGCUGAGAAGCCAGCACCUCUGCAGAUGCCAGUGGCUCCCCGGGUAGUAAUAUCGUCUGCACCAGACCCUGCCACCGCACCACCUACCGACCCAAAAUUGGUCAAGGCUAGGAAACACGAUGAGGAGGAUAGUUUAAGUGAAACGGGCACAUACACCAUUGAGACAGAGUCCCAAGAUAAAGAAGUAGAAGAAGCUCGGAAAAUGAUAGAUCAGGUUUUUGGCGUGUUUGAAUCUCCAGAGUUUUCCAGAUUAUCUUCAGCCUACAGACCUGUUAUAAAAGGCGAAAAGGAAGAAUCAAGCUCUCACCAGCAUCUAAUCACUGAAAAUGGCACCAGUCAGAAGACACUUUUGCUCCAGGCAUUCCCUUCAAAACCCACUUGUGGGUCCCAGGCUGAGAUGCAGGUGCCUCCAGCAUCUCAUGGUGGUCAGAAAUGGGUCUCUAGGUGGGCAAGUCUUGCUGACAGCUACACAGACUCAGGGCUUUGUGAUGAAAGUGGCACAGCUCAUAAACCGGGAGAACCAGAGACCAUUGUGCCCUCAAGAACAAGAAGGCUUCUUCCCCAGCUCCCACCGAGUGAUAAAUCUGACAGCCCAACACCCACAGUUUUAAUUUGUCAAGACUCGUAUCCUGAAGUAUCCAAGAGAAACGUUGUAAAGGAACAGGGUAAAGAAACCUGUGCUGAUCCCAGCACCCGAUUGUUCAUCCAAGAGGACUUGGAUCCUGAUAGCCUGAGUGAUGCCAGCAAGUCCGACGACGGCUUUGGUUUGGAAAAAGGAAAGAAAUGCAAAGAAAACAGUAAAAUGCCUGAGCAAGAACGACGAAGCGGGGAAGACUUAAAACCUGAGGUCCGACAGCUGGCAGCGCCAGGGGUUUCAAGUAUCACAGCUGUAAGUGAACCAGUAUCUACGUCCUUCUACAUUGGUGAUGACACUAAUGAAGUUGGGAUUCCCUCCAAGCUUUCUCUAAGCACGUCUCAUUCUCGAGCAGACAAAGAAUGCAAGGAUCAAGAGUUUCCUGUCAAGUCACCCAGUGCAGCUGCUUCUGGAAAGCCAGUGGUCAAAGACGUUAACAGCACUUAUGUUAGCGCAUCGGGGAAAAUGGUUAUUUCCCUUCAUCAGAAUCUUUCUCAAGAGCAAGAAAACAUAGCCACAAAAGAAAUAUCCUCCUUCAUUAGGCAGGAAAGUUUUACCAAAGAUAAAUCAAGCGGCAUUGUUCCUCAGAAUAAACUUCCUCAUAUUUCAAGUCACCCUCUGCUUAAAGAUUUAGAUGUUGCACGAUCAAGUCGUAUGGACUAUAAUCAAGACACUCAUCUUAUCCUUAAAGACACUGAAACUGCUUUGGCAGCACUGGAAGCCAAAAUACUCUGUCAAAACCACCAGCUGGACCUUUCAGAAACUAUUCCCGGGCAGCUAGAAGACUCCUUAUCUGGGGACUCUGAUGUGGACACGGCAAGCACGGUCAGCUUGGUUAGCGGUAAAAACGUCCCAAGCAGCACAUCGAAAUGCCAAGUUCCGAGCAGCUUGCAGAAAGAGAAAUCCUCCUCCACUCCCUCUAUCCAGGACCAGUGCAGCCAGCCCAGCGCUCGCGAAAGGCUGUCAGAAAAACGCAGGAUGCUUCCGCCUGAGGCAGGAAACAGAGGAGAAACCGCCAAACGUUUCCAAAUCAAGCGUAGUGCUGGGGCUCGUGGGUCACUGGAUUUUACGGAUGAUGAAAGAAGCUCUAGUCUUCCUUACUUCCCAGUAACUGAAACGGCCUCCUCUGAUCACGAGCAUUCUGUGUCAAAAUCCGUCCCCAGAAGGAAACCUUUUACUCAGGCUGUGAAAGAGGAGCGCGGCAAAGUGACUGCCAAUGUGCAAAAGAUCCAGCAAGUUCUCACCAGGUCCAACAGUUUAUCGACCCCCAGGCCCACGAGGGCCUCAAAACUCCGUCGCGCCCGGUUGGGAGAUGCAUCAGAUAAUGAAUGUGCCGACACCGAGAAAACAACCUCCAACCUCGAAGCCACAACUGCGUCUUCUAAACAAUCCGCGGAGUCUAAAAAGCUGUCCAGGCUUGACAUCCUUGCCAUGCCAAGGAAACGGGCAGGUUCGUUUACGGUGCCAAGCGACUCUGAAACUACGCAGCCAAGAACUGGGUUUUCGGGACGCAGUGUGGAGUCGUAUUAUGCAAAUCGGAAGCCACCUGUGUCAGAGGCUAGAACUGCAGCUAGAAAAACUGCAUCUGCUGCUACUACAAAGCAACCUUUCAGUAGAACUCGUUCUAGCAGUGUCAGGUAUUCAUCCACCUCCACUUCAAGGCGGAGACAGCAGGGUUCAGAUUACACUUCUACUUCAGAGGAGGAGUAUGGCUCAAAUCACAGCUCCCCUAAACACAAACGCUCCCAUACUUCAACAGCCACACAGACCGCUAGGCCGCACAGUUCUGGGCUGAGCCGCCAGAAGCACAGCGGGAGAGAAACGGACGAUGACGAAGACUACGAUGAACCUGACCCCUUCCACUUCAGCGCACAAACAGCCGAGAUAGCCGAGAUAGCCAGAUUAAGCCAAACCUUGGUGAAAGAUGUAGCCAUCCUUGCUCGAGAGAUUCAUGAUGUCGCAGGCGAUGGGGAUUCCCAGAGUUCGUCAGGAACCGGACCAAGCACCUCCCUCAGUUCCGUACCCAACACCCCUGCUUCUACCAUAUCAGCAAGGGAAGAGUUGGUGCAGCACAUUCCAGAAGCAAGUCUGAACUACCAGAAGGUGCCUCCCGGGUCAACAGGAUUCAAGGAUUUUGAUCAAAAUAUGAAUGACAAUAGAGAAGAGGAUCCCUCGAGAAAAACGAGGGCAAGAAACCGAGAGGAGGUCAUCUUUGACAACCUGAUGUUGAACCCAGUGUCUCAAUUAUCCCAUGCGAUCCGUGAAAAUACAGAAAACCUGGCUGAAAAAAUGAAAAUUGUGUUUCAGAACACUGAAAGGACCUGGGAGGAGAUGGAGGCCAAAAUUAACUCGGAAAACGAAGUGCCAAUUUUAAAGACCUCAAACAAGGAAAUCAGCUCUAUCCUAAAGGAGCUAAGAAGAGUUCAGAAACAGCUGGAAGUUAUAAAUGCUAUCAUUGACCCCAGUGGGAACUUGGAUGUAGUUGCUACUAACAAAGCGUCCUCUGCUGCUACACAGUCUACAACCACUAAAGUCAGGACUGCUAACCAUUCUGGCUCCGCGUUGGAGAUUUUGUCACCAGUACAGAUGCGAAAUUACAUCCAGAAAUCGAACUGUGGAUCUUCUAGCCUACAAGAUGCUAAUUUCAUUCCAGAUGGAGAGAAAUACGUGAUCUGA